AUGGCCAGUCAGCCGCCGGAAGAUGGGGCAGACUCUCAGGUCUCCGACGAGCUCGAGUGUAAGAUCUGUUACAAUCGGUACAACCUGAAGCAGAGGAAACCCAAAGUGCUGGAGUGUUGUCACAGGGUCUGUGCCAAAUGCCUCUACAAGAUCAUAGACUUCGGGGACUCCCCGCAAGGCGUCAUCGUCUGCCCUUUCUGCAGGUUUGAGACCUGCCUGCCGGAUGAUGAAGUCAGCAGCCUGCCGGAUGACAACAACAUCCUGAUAAACUUGACUUGCGGAGGCAAAGGCAAGAAGUGCCUGCCAGAAAACCCUACUGAGCUGCUGCUGACCCCCAAGAGGCUGGCGUCUCUCGUCAGCCCUUCUCACGCUUCCUCCAACUGCCUGGUCAUAACCAUCAUGGAGGUGCAGAGAGAGAGCUCCCCGUCUCUGAGCUCCACUCCUGUGGUCGAGUUCUACCGGCCUGCAAGUUUCGACUCUGUCACCACCGUGUCCCACAACUGGACCGUGUGGAACUGUACAUCCCUGCUGUUUCAGACAUCCAUCCGGGUGCUGGUUUGGCUGCUGGGUUUGCUCUACUUCAGCUCCUUACCCCUAGGGAUCUACUUACUCGUGUCUAAGAAAGUCACCCUCGGGGUCGUCUUUGUCAGCCUCGUCCCUUCGAGCCUUGUCAUCCUCAUGGUGUACGGUUUCUGCCAGUGCGUUUGUCACGAGUUUCUAGACUGUGUGGCCCCUUCUUCUUAA
This is a messenger RNA of Puma concolor (puma), 744 nucleotides long. NCBI's taxonomy places the organism in Eukaryota, Metazoa, Chordata, Mammalia, Carnivora, Felidae. The record is from RefSeq and is a predicted model, not a curated record.